Molecule: messenger RNA, 1155 nt
Organism: Mollisia scopiformis
Lineage: Eukaryota; Fungi; Ascomycota; Leotiomycetes; Helotiales; Mollisiaceae
Exons: 5
Coding region: 1-1155 (384 amino acids)
Molecular function (GO): nucleic acid binding
Source: RefSeq, a predicted model, not a curated record
AUGUCUUCUGAUCUACCCUAUCUCCAGGACAUGCCCGAAUCAGACGCAGAGACAGCACCAUCUCUUCCCUACGAAAACAGUAGCCCCGAGAAAGCGAAUGCUAAAACCGAGAGACCAGAUACAGAAGCGCGUUCUUCUACUGUGCAAAAUCAAGUCAGGGAACAGCUACCUCAAGAUGAAACAGCAGUGUUUCCUUGUUUCUGCUUGGUGAUUGCCGAUCCCAGUGAAGUAAUCACGACAGAAACUCUGAUCGAAGCUUUCCGUACACAUGAUGGUUUCCUUGAAGCAUGCCUGGCCACACAGGAAAAUAAUCCUGAUUUGACGCCCGGGUACAGCUAUAUCGCAUUCAAUACUGAAGAGAACGCGACGCAUGCAAUGCGAUGCUUGAAGACGAGGGACCCAGACACGAAGACCUACCUGAUGCAUGCAUGGACUAGCAAAGAAAUAAGUGACACGUUGGAGAUACCGCUUCUGAAACACUACCCUGGUGUUGAUUUAGAUAUCACUUUGCCUAUCAAGACUUCUUUUCAUGCUCGGGUGGAGGAGUUACCAAAGGCCGAUCCAAAGAACCGAGGCGAGUUUGCUCGAGCGCAUCUUCAGAUGUGGGACUCCCUGUUCAAAGACAAAGGACUCGAGUUCCAAAAGAAAGCCCCAGGAUACAUCUUGACCCGAAUUUUCAAGGAGAUUGACUUGAACAUUCUCGACAUUAGAGAGCUUCAACCAGGAUUCGAAGAGAUCAAGGACUUGCAUCCUUCGAAGACGGAUUCUCAAGAAAAGAGACGAAACAGACGACUUUACUUCGCUGCGAUAUCGGACCUUUCGGAGAACCUCGUUAUCCUCGAUACACUUGGAACAAAUCUUGAAGAAUAUCCACCGUUGCCAAAAUCGGAGAACAAACGCGCAGCUGAGAAGACAGCUCGGAUGCCAAAUGAGAGAAGGAAGUUGGACGACAACUUAGAUGGAGAUAGCAAGAGCGACAAGGCCAAGGUAAAUUACGCCACGAAUAGCCUUGAGGAAGGAGAAAUCGAGGAGGAGAGUCUGAGUAGCGACAACUUGGAGGACUUUGUAGAGACUGAUGUUGGUGAUUUCCUUCGUAAUGAGACGGAUAGUGAUUUCUUGGAGGAUGAGGAAAACCCUACCCUUGAUUAUGGCUAG